UAUUCUUAACCCUGUGUUUAUAUAAUGUUCGCCCGCAUUUCUCUCUCCUUUUAAAACCACCCUACUUCCUCCUCUCCACAUUCAUGCCAUUCCUCUCUCUCCCUUUUCCUUAAUUUUUUAUCCUCUUCUGCAGGUGUUUCUUCCCCUCAUUUGAAGACAAAAUGGCGAAUUCUGCAUCUGGGAUGGCGGUGAACGAUGAGUGUAAGCUCAAGUUCCUGGAACUGAAAGCAAAGAGAAACUACCGUUACAUCACCUUCAAGAUUGAAGAUCAAGAGGUGGUGUUGGACAAGCUUGGCAGCCCUGAUGACAGUUACGACAAGUUCACAUCGUCUCUCCCUGCUGAUGAGUGUCGCUAUGCUGUCUAUGAUUUCGACUUCACCACUGAUGAAAAAUGCCAGAAGAGCAAGAUCAUCUUCAUCGCAUGGGCACCUGAGACAUCCAAAGUGAGAAAUAAGAUGGUCUAUGCUAGCUCAAAGGACAGGUUUAAGAGGGAAUUGGAAGGAAUCCAAGUUGAGCUGCAAGCAACUGAUUACAGUGAAAUGAGCAUGGACAUUGUAAAAGCACGUGCCGCCUGAUGCUCUCCCAUCCCUCUACACUUUCAUGUUUUUCCAAAAACUUUCCUUGUUUUCUUGUUUCACAGCACACAUUUGUGCCCUACUUUUUUUUGUCUUAGUUUACUGUAAUUCUCCGAUUCACGAACUACCUCGUAUGCUUUGAUAUGCAAUAGUCUUUGUGUUGUUUUGAUA
Salvia miltiorrhiza (redroot sage) is the source of this 746-nucleotide messenger RNA. Its product is annotated as actin-depolymerizing factor 7-like. Bases 162 to 575 code for a protein of 137 amino acids. NCBI's taxonomy places the organism in Eukaryota, Viridiplantae, Streptophyta, Magnoliopsida, Lamiales, Lamiaceae. Gene Ontology annotation, cellular component: cytoplasm; actin cytoskeleton. The record is from RefSeq and is a predicted model, not a curated record. The transcript is spliced from 3 exons. Gene Ontology annotation, biological process: actin filament depolymerization. Gene Ontology annotation, molecular function: actin filament binding.